GCCUUCAUUUACCUUUGCCAUGGGACUUACAGCUUAACCCAUGUAUUUGACUCUACAAUCAACUCCAUCAUUUCUUGAAGCAAUCAGACCAAUUCGCUAUCAGGAUGUGGAGAACAAUAUUGAUGACGACCGUUUUUAUGUUAACUGCACAUACUACAAUCAGAGCUCAGCCAGUGACUGAUGUUACAGAAGCUACAGACUCAACAGAUGACAUCGCAACAGAUUCACUUAUUCAUGUUACGAAUGAUUCUACCGCAGACACGAUUGAUGGAUUUGCCAUAGAAAUGUCCAUGGAAUCAAUUACAAGCAGCACUGUGAAAUCUAUAACCGGAUUAACAGAUGAAUCAACCAACGGUGACCUGACAGAAUUUUCAACAUCUUUGCUGGAUGACUCUACCAUUAAUACUACAGAUCAGUCAACCAACGCACCAAAAUUUACAGCAGGAACAACAGCAUUUACUGAUGAAUUACCAAUAGAUUUCAAAGAGGACCCAUCCACAAACGUUACAGAUGAAUCAACAACAGAGGAAAUGGAACCAUCAACUUCAGGAGUUACAGAUCAAUCGACUACAACACAACCAACUACAAGAACUGUAGCUGGAUCCACCUUAGAAGAAAUAACUGUAAAUGUCACUGAUGAUACCACUGACGAAGAACUGACAACUGCAUUCACAUCAGAAAUAUCUACAAGUGUCUCAAACGAACCAACACCGUUUACAAAUGAUUCAUCAGAGGAAGAUUCAACAGAGGAAACUGAACCAUCAACUUCAGGAGUUACUGAUCAACCAACUGUGACACAAUCAACCACACAAACUAUAACUGGAUCCACCUUAGAAGAAAUAACUGUAAAUGUCACUGAUGAUACUACUGAUGAAGAACUGACAACUGCAUUCACAUCAGAAAUAUCUACAAGUGUCUCAAACGAACCAACACCGUUUACAAAUGAUUCAUCAGAGGAAGAUUCAACAGAGGAAACUGAACCAUCAACUUCAGGAGUUACUGAUCAACCAACUGUGACACAAUCAACCACACAAACUAUAACUGGAUCCACCUUAGAAGAAAUAACUGUAAAUGUCACUGAUGAUACUACUGAUGAAGAACUGACAACCGCAUUCACAUCAGAAAUAUCUACAAGUGUCUCAAACGAACCAACACCAUUUACAAAUGAUUCAUCAGAGGAAGAUUCCACAGAGGAAACUGAACCAUCAACUUCAGGAGUUACUGAUCAACCAACUGCAACACAGUCAACCACAAAAACUAUAGCUGGAUCCACCUUAGACGAAAUAACUGUAAAUGUCACUGAUGAUACUACUGAUGAAGAACUGACAACCGCAUUCACAUCAGAAAUAUCUACAAGUGUCUCAAACGAACCAACACCAUUUACAAAUGAUUCAUCAGAGGAAGAUUCCACAGAGGAAACUGAACCAUCAACUCCAGGAGUUACUGAUCAACCAACUGUGACACAAUCAACCACACAAACUAUAGCUGGAUCCACCUUAGAAGAAAUAACUGUAAAUGUCACUGAUUAUACUACUGAUGAAGAACUGACAACUGCAUUCACAUCAGAAAUAUCUACUAGUGUCUCAAACGAACCAACACCAUUUACAAAUGAUUCAUCAGAGGAAGAUUCCACAGAGGAAACUGAACCAUCAACUUCAGGAGUUACUGAUCAACCAACUGCAACACAAUCAACCACAAAAACUAUAGCUGGAUCCACCUUAGAAGAAAUAACUGUAAAUGUCACUGAUGAUACUACUGAUGAAGAACUGACAACCGCAUUCACAUCAGAAAUAUCUACAAGUGUCUCAAACGAACCAACACCAUUUACAAAUGAUUCAUCAGAGGAAGAUUCCACAGAGGAAACUGAACCAUCAACUUCAGGAGUUACAGAUCAACCAACUGCAACACAAUCAACCACAAAAACUAUAGCUGGAUCCACCUUAGAAGAAAUAACUGUAAAUGUCACUGAUGAUACUACUGAUGAAGAACUGACAACUGCAUUCACAUCAGAAAUAUCAACAAGUGUCUCAAACGAAACCAACACCAUUUACAAAUGA
Molecule: messenger RNA, 2057 nt
Organism: Carassius auratus (goldfish)
Lineage: Eukaryota; Metazoa; Chordata; Actinopteri; Cypriniformes; Cyprinidae
Product: papilin-like
Exons: 4
Coding region: 105-2057 (650 amino acids)
Source: RefSeq, a predicted model, not a curated record